Messenger RNA from Gloeophyllum trabeum ATCC 11539, 615 nucleotides. RefSeq lists its product as uncharacterized. Bases 1 to 615 code for a protein of 204 amino acids. The record is from RefSeq and is a predicted model, not a curated record. The transcript has 2 exons. NCBI's taxonomy places the organism in Eukaryota, Fungi, Basidiomycota, Agaricomycetes, Gloeophyllales, Gloeophyllaceae.
AUGGAAGAAACCGCUUACUUUGCUCGCGCUGCACGCGCAGUCCGACAUGUACGGGGAUUAUCCUUCUUACCCCAAGUUGAUCUGGGGCUCGAAUGCUUUUGGCUUAACGUGGUGUACUGCUACCUUGACCCGUUGCAAAACAGCCUUGUAACAUUGUCCGUCGACUCUUGUAACGCGGUAGCGGGAACCUGGAGACCAGGUUUUCCUGUCGAAGACCUCCACUUUCCUCACCUCAGGAACCUGGAGUUAGGCGGAAUGCUCGAGGUAUCAAGUCUGAAUGGAGACCAGCCUUCGUCGGAUGAGGAUACAGACGCGGAGGAUGACCAAGGGAAGAUGAAGUUCCAAAAUGCGGGAGAUGCGUAUGGCGGUUCACGGAAGACCCUGUGGCAUCCCGUCUUCAAAACUUUCAUGACAGAAUUGCGCCUCAAAAGGCUUGAGGUAUACGAGUACGGCUACCGGCGGUGGUCCGACUUUUCCAUAGAGGACUUAAAGUACUAUUGGGAGGGGAGGGGCUCGGAGAAGGGAGAAGAGGAGCGCAUAGAAGCUGCGGACGAGGCAGCAUUAGAGCAGUGGAAGAUCUCUGUGGCCCCGCACAAAGUGAAUGGUGCCAUGUAG